Catharus ustulatus (Swainson's thrush) is the source of this 1482-nucleotide messenger RNA. It is a transcript of the gene AP4S1, whose product is annotated as adaptor related protein complex 4 subunit sigma 1. The coding region runs from base 423 to 857 and encodes 144 amino acids. Gene Ontology annotation, biological process: protein transport; vesicle-mediated transport. The transcript has 7 exons. The record is from RefSeq and is a predicted model, not a curated record. Lineage: Eukaryota; Metazoa; Chordata; Aves; Passeriformes; Turdidae. Gene Ontology annotation, cellular component: intracellular membrane-bounded organelle.
GGCUGGCGGCUUGGGGCCCGGCCGGGCGGUUCCCGUCUGCCCCGAGUGACAGUCGGAAGUGGCGGCGAGGCUCGGUUCGCCCCGCGACUCGGGAGUGCCGAGCGCCCUGGGAAAGUCGGCGGGAAUGCGACCAGGCCGGAGCCUGUGUCCUAAAGCGGCGCUCAGCCAGCGCAGCGCGGGUCCGACACUUGGGUUUUUGAGACUCUGAGCGGUUUAAUGAUAAACUUGUGCUGAUUCAGAAGUCUUGGGUGCAGUGCACAAGCCUUGUGGGCCACGGCAGCAGCACUGACCAGCAUCCACGACUGCUGUCGACGUGACGCAACAGAAGUGCAUUCCUGAAGAGGCUUCAUGUGCCUGGAGGAGAAAUACUAUUCUUGAUUCUUGCGCCCAAAAAUUGAAAUCUACCACUGAAAUCAACAGAAAUGAUAAAGUUUUUUCUUAUGGUUAACAAACAAGGUCAGACAAGACUGUCCAGAUAUUAUGAGCAUGUAGAAAUUAAUAAACGGACAAUGCUGGAAGCUGAAGUAAUCAAAAACUGUCUCUCCCGUUCAAAGGAUGAGUGCUCUUUCAUUGAGUAUAAGGACUUCAAGCUGGUGUACCGACAGUAUGCAGCCCUUUUCAUAGUUGUUGGCAUUGACCAGACAGAGAAUGAGAUGGCAGUAUAUGAACUAAUUCACAAUUUUGUGGAAGUUUUGGACAAAUACUUCAGCAGAGUGAGUGAAUUAGAUAUCAUGUUCAAUUUGGACAGAGUCCACAUAAUUUUGGAUGAAAUGGUGCUAAAUGGUUGCAUCGUGGAAACGAAUCGGAACAGAAUUCUCGCCCCUCUGUUUGUGCUUGACAAAGUGGCAGAAAGCUAGGAAGAUGCAAGCAUGACUAAGGCAUUUUACAAAAGAUGAAAUAAGCAUCAAGAAUGUGCCUAUAGCAGUUUUCUGCUGUUGCAAGACUGACUCAUGCAACCUUCAAAUUAGUUGGAAAAUAUUUUCCAUUUCUCUUAUACUCUGUGUAUGUUUCUCAAUGGGAAAGAUACAGCUAAACAUGUGGAUGCAUUCAGAUGCAGCUUCACUGACCCAGCAGAAAUUUUCCUAGAAUGGUCAAUAAUUUUAAAACAUUUGAGGAUGAAGAAACGGAAACUUACCAUGAGUGACUAGGUAUUACUUUGAAUUAUGCAGUAUCAUGCCAGACCUAGAAGACAAAAACCAAAGAAAUAUAAAUUCAAAUUGAGUUUCAUUCCUUCCCUUAAGCAUCAACUGGAUUUAUUUUCAUACAAAUUUAUUGUUAAUAAUGGUUCUGUGAUUUUUAUGCCCACUUCUAAACUAUAUUUAUCCAUCAAAAAGCUGGUUUCCCUCCCUUUGACAUCCAAGUCAUGGACACAAAAAGAAAAGUACAGAUGUAGUAAAUAUUUUUGCAAACUUUGCAAGUUAUAACUGGAAUUACUUAGCACUUAAAUAUUAUAAUAUUAAUAAAAGAUAAUUAAAAUCAGAA